AUGAGUCAAAUUGAAGACCCUCCAACAAAGGGUCGUGUAUUGCACGGUACAUCACGGAAAGGAGGACAACAGUGGCAGCCCUUGCAAUUUUGUUUCCACCCAGGCACACUGACGCCAGCUUGGCGUCAACAAACCCAGGCAACAGCACGGUCUGGAUCUACCUUUGGGCUUACCCGGGUUGGUGGCCCCCGUGUCUUGCCUAGGCUGCUUUGCAUGCACUGGAGUCGUCUCGCUGGCGAGGGUCCCUCUCUGCCCGGCCAUGCUGCAGUGGACUUGCUCUUAUAG
This is a messenger RNA of Prunus armeniaca (apricot), 285 nucleotides long. Lineage: Eukaryota; Viridiplantae; Streptophyta; Magnoliopsida; Rosales; Rosaceae. The record is from the annotation of a GenBank genome assembly.